CUUAAAGUUAGUGUUACAAAAAAAAAAAAUAUUAACAAAAUUGAAAAUAUAAUUUAAAUUUUAAUUUUUUCUUUUUUAGUUAUUUAACAAAAGUUUUUAGUUAACAAAACAAUAUAAAAAUAAUAUUAAAAAAAAAUUAGAGUCAAAAUGCAAUUAUUUAAAAUUGGUUUAAUAUUUGGACUUGCUAGUAUGGCCACUGCUGGUUAUCAUCAUGGUCAUGCUAGUAGUUAUGCUAGUGUUGUUAAACAUGAAGAUUCACAUCCAAUUCAUCAUGGACAUGAGCAUGGAGGUUAUGCUCAUGGCUAUGGUCAUGGACAUGAUGAAUCACAUGAUUAUUAUGCACAUCCAGCUUAUAAAUUUGAUUAUGGUGUAAAAGAUUCACAUACUGGUGAUAAUAAAAAUCAAUGGGAACAUCGUGAUGGCGAUCAUGUUAAAGGUGCUUAUAUGCUUCAUGAGCCUGAUGGUACAACACGUAUCGUAGAAUAUACUUCUGAUAAACAUGCUGGUUUUAAUGCUGUUGUUAAACGCGUAGGACAUGCUCAUCAUCCACAAAUUUAUGGACAUGAUGAUCAUCAUAGUCAUGGACACGAAUAUGCUCAUGGACAUGGUCAUGCUGAAAGCUAUGCAAAUUCAAAUUUACAUUCUCAUCAUCAUUAAUUUAAGAAUAUCAAAUAUAUGCAUAUCCAUUGAAAAAUUUCAAAAAAAAAAAAAGAAAAGAAAUCUAAUAUUUAUUUAGGAAUUUAAGUUCUUCAUUGUAGAAUAUAUUGAGUACUCAAUAGUUUAUAAUUUACCAAUUUAAUUCAUCACUGCCAAUAUUUGUUUAUGAUUUUAAAAAAUUUCU
Molecule: messenger RNA, 841 nt
Organism: Condylostylus longicornis
Lineage: Eukaryota; Metazoa; Arthropoda; Insecta; Diptera; Dolichopodidae
Product: protein catecholamines up-like
Exons: 3
Coding region: 148-657 (169 amino acids)
Cellular component (GO): extracellular matrix
Source: RefSeq, a predicted model, not a curated record